Leptopilina boulardi is the source of this 2321-nucleotide messenger RNA. Its product is annotated as protein PFC0760c-like. The record is from RefSeq and is a predicted model, not a curated record. Bases 101 to 2020 code for a protein of 639 amino acids. The transcript is spliced from 8 exons. Lineage: Eukaryota; Metazoa; Arthropoda; Insecta; Hymenoptera; Figitidae.
CCGUCGUUUUUUGUUUAAAAAUUAAAAGACAAUUUCUAUAUGUAAGUAUAAUCAUAUUAAUUGGAAAUUUUAUUGAGAAAAUAUAAAUACAGAAAAGUGAAUGAAAUAUUGUAAUAUGAGUAAUACAGAUGAGAAUGAAUAUUUUCCAUGGCUCGUUAAAUUUACACCUCUUUUAAAUGGAAUUAUUGAAAAUACAAAUUAUGAUUUAUUGGUUCAUCUUCUCACCGUUUAUGAAAAGAAUGUGUCUAAAGAUUAUUCCACGUGUUUUGAUAAUCGAUUAAAAUCCAUUAUGUUGAAAAAUCACAUCAAAAAUACAUUAAAUUUCUUUUACUUUUGUUGGCGAAAUAUUAAAAAGACAGUCAAUGAUUGUUAUAUGUUUUUAAAUAAAAUGACUGAUAUACUUAAAGUAUAUUUAGAUUUAGAAAUUCAAAUAAACAAGAAUGUUGAUUCGGCAAAUAUUCUAACAGCUCUGUAUCUUUAUUUAGACAACUCAGAUGAAUAUAUUUUGAAAAUUCUACUCAUGGGUAGAUAUGAGACAAAAGAAAUGAAAAAACUUUAUUGCCCCAUAUUCGCGAAAUUUUUGUCAUCUUUUAAAAAUACCAAAGAAUCAAUAAAUGAUUUUACAUACGUUGGUUAUUUACUUGCAUUUAAAUUGUGGGAAAAUCUUGUUGACAAUUCGUAUGAAAAAUCAAAAAUAAUAGACAUGGCACAACAAAAAUUGGGUUUUUUAAUGCCACAAAUGAAUUUAGAAUUAUCGUCUAUUAUUCCAAAUCCAAAUGGAUUUGAUAUGAAUGCAACAUGGUGGCUUAUGAUGUACGGUUUGUCUAAUUUGGAAAAAAUAUGUAAUGAUUUUUUGGAACUUGAAAAAAAAAUGCGCUCAUUUUCAUCAGAAGAAGAUAUAAAAAAUUCACAGGUCAACAUGGAAAAUGUUGAAGAAAAAUUGUCACCGGUGAAGAAAAAAGUGAAACGUAAAUUAAAGAAAAAUCAAUUACUUUUAAUUGAUUUAACGAGUGAUAAUAAACAAGUGGAAAAAAUUAUCACCAAAAAACAAAAACCAGUGAGACCACAAUGGUUGAAUGAAAUUAAAAUAAAAAAGAGAAAUUUAAAAAAUAAAAAAUCACAAUCAAAGAGAAUAAAAUCAGUUGAAGUUGCUGAUGUUCACAGUAAUGAAAAUUGUGACAUUACCAUAGAUGAAACUAAUAUUGAUCUCAUUAAUAAAAGCAUCGACGUUAACAGUAUUGAAAAUAAUUGUGAGAAUAUUUACCAAAAAUGUGAUGUUACAUUAAAUAAUUUAGAUCACGUAAAUACAAGCACGAAUGAUAAUUAUAAUGAAAAAUCAAGUGAUUCCCCUCAGAAUGUUGAUGAAAAUAAUGCAACAUGUGUAAAUUCAAUAUGUGAUAAUUUUAUUUUUGGUGUAUUAACUCUUGGUAAUGGUGAUUUAAACAAUUAUUACCAAAGUGUUAUAAAAUUAUUAACAACUUGGGAUAAUAAUUCAUCUAAAAAAGAAUACAACAAUGAAGAUGUUGAUGAUGAUGAUGAUGCUGAAGUCAGUGAUGCUUCAUCAAGCAUUGGGACAGAUUCAUGUAAAACAUUGAAGAAAAUUGAAAAAAAUUUAAUAUUAUGGGAAAUUUUUAAUUAUUCCUCAAAUGAAUUAAGUGAAUUUUUUUAUCCCGACGAUCAAGGAAUUAAUCCUAAUCUUUUAUUGAAAAAACCUGAAGAAAUGAAAAAUGAUGAAGACGAUGACGAUGAUGAUGAUAAAGAUUUUUUAAAAAAUGAAUUGAUUAAUGAAGAUUUAGAAGAAUCGUUAUUUGAAAAAAUUGAACUAUCAAGCACAUCAUCAUCAUCAUCAUCAAUUAAUUACAGAAAAUUACAUGAAUUAAAAUCAAAUAUCUCAUUUGAUUUAAAAGAUUUGUGUCAAUCGGAAAAAUUGAUUCAUAAUUUUUUGCCAUUUAAAAAGAGAUAUCUUCAUGGAAGAAUUCAUGAAAGUGAUUUGAAUUUAUUCAAUGCAGCUGAUCUCUGAUUUCGAUUAACAUAAAAUUGGAAGAAAAUCAUCCGCAUGGAAGAUCACGUUGUAAAAUCAACAUAUCCAUCGCUUUUUUUUUAAAUGACUAAGCUACAUGUUCUUCAGGCUAUGAUCAACAAAUUCGUGAGAUAAAAGGUAUUUAAUUAUUAUUUUUAAAUUUUAUUGUAAAAGUACUUAAUUUUUUUAACUUUAUAUCAUUAUUUUAUAUAUAUAUUUAUUUUUUAUAAUUUAUUUUUAAUAUCGAAAUGUAAUUCAAUACAAUUUAUAUUUAUUUAUAAAUUGUAACGUAAUUUACAAA